AUGGAGAGGUCCAAGAUGUUUCUCCUCUCGCUGACAAACACUGAGCACGUAGUGAUACACGCGUGGAGCAUUGCUCUGGCGGUCAUCACUCAGGUGACCUCUGACAUCUUCUAUAUUCUGGCGAAGGACAGCAAUCUGCCCAACGCUCUGUUUCAGACUUCACUGAGGAACAUGACGGAGACCUUCCCCCUGGAGGUGACUAUGGACUGGUGGUCAGAAAUUUACUGGGUUAUGAUCGACUUUUGGUCAAAGGCUUGGCUCACGGAAGCGGUGGUCGGCCUUUUAACAAGAAAUGUCCUCGGUCCUCAGUCUUGCAAUCCAGAAAUCCACCCUCCAGUGUUUUACCUGAUGUGGACGAUCAUUUGCAUCGUAAGAAUGUGCCACGACCUUCUAUGGGGCAGUCACGCUGUGUUUGCGGCAGUCUUCCUCCGAUGGCUGCUCCCCGUCCUCGGCUUCUACAUGCUCUACAUGUCCUACUCCAACCUGGACAAGCACAGAGCCUGGCUGGCCAUCAACAACCCCAGGCUGAUCUUUUGGAUCCGUUUCCUGACCCAGAACGGGUUGGCAGCGUUCGCUUGGUGGUCUCUCUUGGAUGCUAUAGAGGGUUUUGGCAUCGUGCUCAAGUACAAAGCUGAUGUGACGGACCCACUUGUCAGCAGCAUCGUGCUCACCAUCAUCACCAUGUGCAUUAUAACCUGGUUCUUUCUUGAGAACUUCCUGUUGACCGAGUACCUGCGCUACACAUUCAGCGUUUACCCCUUCCUCAUUCUGGGCUUGGCUUCCAUUUUUACCCGGAGCUAUAAAGUGAAUGACUUCUCCGCAAACACCGUCUUCUGUGGGUUUAUUCUACUCCUGAUGACCCUCAUGAGCGUGAUCCACCUCAUCUCCGCAUGUUUGUACACAAAUAAGCAGAGGAACCCUCCCGCAGAGGAGCGUGAAGGCUGUAUGACAGUGUGCCAACCCGAAGGCAAGAUGGAGCAAACAAUGCACAACUGA
Messenger RNA from Solea solea (common sole), 996 nucleotides. RefSeq lists its product as uncharacterized. The record is from RefSeq and is a predicted model, not a curated record. The transcript has 7 exons. NCBI's taxonomy places the organism in Eukaryota, Metazoa, Chordata, Actinopteri, Pleuronectiformes, Soleidae. Bases 1 to 996 code for a protein of 331 amino acids.